Messenger RNA from Amoebophrya sp. A120, 2879 nucleotides. Lineage: Eukaryota; Dinophyceae; Syndiniales; Amoebophryaceae. The record is from the annotation of a GenBank genome assembly.
AGGACCUCAUUGAGCAAAACUCAUCAAAACAACCCCAAGCUUUCAGUUUUUUCCAAUCCCAUUUGUUGUUUUGCGCUAUCUUCGUGUUUCAUUUCACAAUUGUUGUCAUUGUUACUUCGUGCUGUCGACUUUAGUAGUCUCUUCCUGUUUUGACGACAAACACAUAUCAUGGGUCUCUUCGGGUUUUCGUCCUCGGCUUCCAAGAAUCCGCCGGACAAAAACUACACUGGCAAUCUGAACCCCCCGGUCACGAAAGCCCAAUUGAAGAUGGCCUGUGGCCGUGCGAAGAUCAUGCGAAACAAAAUCACGGCGGCGACCAAAGCGCUGCAGAAAGAGGUGGCGCUCUUGCUCCGAGAGGGACAGGAGUCGCGGGCGAAGAUAAAAGCGGAGCAGAUUCUGCAGAACAUCAAUCUGUGCGACGCGCUGGAUUUGAUCGACACCAUGGCAGAGCUGGUGGCCACACGGAUCAAUUUUGUCCAAGAGCAGCCGACCUGUCCGACUGAUUUGUUGCAACCGUAUUUUAGCUUUGUUUUCCGGGUUACAUUCAUUUGAUUUUAGUGCGACUACAGUACACUGUGAAUGAUGCGGUGAAAGUUUAUCGAAAAGGCGCAAACUAUCAAUACAAAUAGCGACAAUGUAGUGAAUUGGAAUUGUUAGGUAUGCAUUUUUGUGCAUCACAACUUGUUCAGAAUCAGAGCGAGCGGCACAGUGAUGGGUGUCUCGCUAUAUCCAAACUCAGGAUCUCCUCCCUCCUUUACGCGAACAACCGCGCCCCGGUCGAAGAACUGGAGAAGGUGACGCAGCAAUUUCACUCGAAAUACGGGAUUGAGUUUGUGCAGCAGGCGAAACAGCAGGGUAUCAACGUUCACCCGCGUUUGAUUAAGCUGUUAUCCGUACACCCACCUACCAACGCCGAGAUGCUGUCGAUCUUGAAAGACGCGGCGACCUACUACAGGAUAGAUUCGUGGGAGCCGAGCGCGGAACUGCUACGGGAAAGCGGAGAGGCGGAGCCGAUGGACUUGCUGGAAUUUGCGGACGCGCAGAUGACUGCUCCUGCAGCUCAAGCGGCAAAUACAACGACCCCCGCACAGCAGGUGCAGCCGCAGCAGUUUCAGCAGCCGGUAAUCGUGCAGCAGCCUGGCUUGAUGUUUCCAUUAGCAGGUGGAGGAGCGCCGCCUGGGCCGCAUUUCGGAGGACAACCGGCCGCGGUCAACUUACAACCUGCAGCGACUGGAAGCUUGAUCAUCAACGGAGCCAACGGGGCUGUUCCCUCAAACAACUCUCUCCCACCAACUGGAACGAAUUUCUCGGCCCUUGACGCCCCAGACCUGCUAUCAGGAGGUAACGUGGAAAUGAAGCCGGCUGCGAGCAGUGCUACCGUGGUUUUAACGCCGGUCGCUUCAACGGCUGCCACGUCACCCGACGAGCAGAUGCAACAACAAGGAGGAAACGAGCAAAAGCAAAGCAGUAAUAUCUCCUCGGGACAGGACUUCAUUCCGCCAAGCGUUCCGGCAAGUCAGCCGUUCGUCACAGCGGUGAUCCCCGAGGGGUUAUUGAGAGGAAAAAUCCCCCCUCCCCAUAUUGAAAAGGCAUAUUUCCGAAAAUUUGUGUUGCUGAUUUGAGGUCACAAAUCGCGUUUGUUUUGCAAGAAGACAAGUGCAGAAGCUUCCGCACCAUUAUGGAAGCGCUUUGUCAUGCUGUUGGGCUUAAAGGGCCGCCGCUUGCCAUGCUGAACAACUAGACGCAUACGCCCCUCCCUAGCUUGGGGAUCUGACCGCAGUGCUUUCCUGCAAUACAAAUCGGAUUUGUGUACGCAAAUCCAGCAUCAGAAACUUCGUUUUGAUAUGGGGAGGGGGGAUUUUUCCUUUUGAUAGGGGUACAGUGCUGGUAUGGUUUUGCAGGUGCACACCGCUUGUGGCAAGCAGCUCGCUGUAGUGUUGCCGGAAAACGCACAAUAUCAAGUGUAAAAAUGUCUGGGUCUGAAAGAGUCAUGCUGUUUUUGCAUGACACAGAGGGUCUGGCAUGGAAGCUCUAGCAUCACAGGUUUCGAGAAGCUUCCGCAAUGCCGAAUCCGCAUGACAAGUCCCCUACUUUGCUGACAGAAAGUGGGCAGCUUUUGCUACGUUUGCAUGAGAGACUUUUCUGUGUUCUGAAAUACGCAUUACAAGUUGCAUCCUUCCACCAGACCCAGACAUUUUUACAUUUGAUACACAACCGGGACAAACGAUUCAAAUCCCCUACGAGCCGAAUCACACCAACGUGGAGGAUAUCAAAUGUAAAAAUGUCUGGGUCUGGAAGAAUGGAACUUGUCAUGCUAAAUCUAAAUGAUGCAAAAAUCUGUGUUGCGUAAAUGCCAAAAGCUGUCCGCUUUUGACCAAGUUGACAGGUAGUUUCUCAUGCAGGAAAGGCAUGAUAGAGGCCUGAGAGAAUCUGUCAUGCUGGGUCUCGCAUCGAGACCUCAUGGGUCAUGGAAAACCUGCAUCACAAAUCUUGCAUUCUUCCAGACCCAGACAUUUUUACAUUUGAUAGAGGAGCGACAACCGAUGAACCAUAGUUGUAGCAGCAUUAUCAACAAGGACGCAGCCACCGGUCCGAGCGUCGGCAGUGCCGUGGAUCUACCGUUUCAAGAAGCGUCUUCAACGUUGGGUCCACCUGCACCUACGGUCGACGAUGUGCUAACGCAAAAAGCACCACCACCUGCUGGACCAUCGGCCGCAGCAGCGGAGGGAUUCGGAAGCGGGUCGAUGGCGAUUGAUCCCGCGACGCUUGGAUACCAGCCACAGUAUUUAGAUGGGAGUGCGGAAAAGAGUACAACACCACGGCAGAAGGAAAAUGAUUUGGAUGAUCUCAUGAAGCGAUUCAAUGCGCUAAAACAGUAA